AUGUCUGCUGUUGUUGUCCCCAUGAAGUUUCAUGGAAAACGAGGCAGCCGCGUUGCCUGGGCCCGCAAGCGCUCGCUGUGCGUGCUGGGGCUUGUAUUCCUGCUCACCAGCUGGUUUGCCCUCCGCGAAAUGCAAAGCACGUACAGGGAUUCCCUGUCGGAUAUUCACACGACGGUCGAAAAGGGCGUCAUCGACUGUCGUCCCGCCAACGUCUCUGUGGCGGUGACGUCGACCCUCAUGAACACCGUCAUUAAAGCUGUCGUCAUUCCCAUGAUCCAAAAUGAUAGCAACACCAUCAUCGUCCCCGCGCAAGAGGUGAACCACGUCUGGGUGGACAAUAUGGUGCUGCAUCAUUUCAAGCUGGCCUCUCUCACCGUCCGCACAGGCGUGCCAGACGCGGAGAGCAUGACGGUACGCGCCACGGGACUCGGUCUCGAGGUGAAGAAGUCGCGCUUCAUCUUCCAUUACAUGGGUGUGAAGUGCAGUGGCACCUUCUGGGCGUCAUUGAAGGGGACGGAUGUCGAUGCGGUGAUGCGCCUCACCCUUCUACCAGAGGAACAGUGGAACGUGACUUUCCCGUAUCUGGCGCUUAACUGGGGUCAGCUGGACGUCCACCACAAGUUGGACAGCGAGGUAUGCAGUUUAGCGCAAAAGUUUGUGGAGCUGUUUACUGGUGAACUCGACGUCUUCGUAGCCUCAAAAGUAAGGAAAGUGUUGGAUGAAGAGUUGCCGGGAAAGGCAGCUGAAGGGCUCAACGAUGCCUUUGCGAAGUUUGGCAUCCGUGCCAUCACGCCGCCCGUGAUGACAGACGAUGCGAUGGCCGUAACGCUAGACUUGAACCUGGUCGAUUUCGGCUGCGCUUCGGCGCCUACCGCGUCAACCGUGCCUAACCUUGUGUCUCGCGACUUUGCUAUACGCUCCACCGCGACGAGUGUGAACAACGCUCUCUACAAUGCGGUACAGGCGCAGCGUCUGGAGGUGGAGAAGCACCUACCAGCAAUGUGGAACACCACGUUAUUAGCAGAUGUUUUUCCUGAGGUGUACCAGGCGUGCCCGGGAUGCAGACUGUACACGCUCGUGCAGGCAACAAAGGCACCUAUACUCGAUGUGUUGCACGACGGGGAAGUGUCAGUGCAUGUCCAGGACCUCAUUAUCGGACUGUAUGUGCAGCCGAACUCCACGGAGCAUUCCUCGGCCUUAUCUCACCUCAUCACAGAAAAGCAGCUCAUGCCGAGGGCAGGCUUCUCCCCCAUCUCCCGGUUCUUUGCACGGAAAAAGAGGAUCUCUUCACAGUACCACCGCCAGCCAUUUGCAGUGCUGGCGAUCGGGUGCUCCGCCGCAUCUGGCGUCCGCAACCUCAACUCCAGCACAGGUCACUCGAUCAGCUACGAACUACUUCCGGUGCGCGACGUUGCUGUGAAGGUGGUGGCGUCUAACAUCGGUGAUCUCAGCACGAAAGACCUGGAGAAACUCAUUACCAAAGGGUGGAACGACCUCGCCGCACCGCUGGCCAACAGUGCGUCUCCGCUGAAGCUGCCGUUCUUUUUCCAGGAGACUGUGUUGAAGGUCGGACCCAACACCAUUGAGGGCGGCGUGAAUGUCAGCCUGAUGGAGGAGUUUCUGCAGGCCGUUUUGUCGAUCCUGUAG
Messenger RNA from Leishmania mexicana MHOM/GT/2001/U1103, 1647 nucleotides. RefSeq names its product expression site-associated protein 5 (ESAG5),putative. The transcript has a single exon. The coding region runs from base 1 to 1647 and encodes 548 amino acids. Gene Ontology annotation, molecular function: lipid binding. NCBI's taxonomy places the organism in Eukaryota, Euglenozoa, Kinetoplastea, Trypanosomatida, Trypanosomatidae. The record is from RefSeq and is a predicted model, not a curated record.